GAGUCGGGACAACGGUCCGGGCAGGGAUCGCAGCGUCAAGACCCAAGCGCCGCGGGUUGUAGGAGUAGUGCCAGUGUGGGGAGCGUGUGAAGAGGAAGGGGAGGAGAGAGAAAGCUCCCUAAUACCGAAAGGCGUAUUUGUCUGUCUGACAACGAGACUCUUGGACAGUUGAUCUAGCCCCAUGUAAGAACUCUGUUCGCCAUUUAACAGGACCCCCCAGGUCGGACUUUUUCCAGCCAUGCGAUUUCUGAGAUAUAGCCAAUCAUCUGAACGAUACUUCUUAUCCAUGUCAACCACGGGAUAGAAAUACCAAAGGCGAACCUAUAUCUGUGUUUGUCCAUUUGCAAGAACAACCAUGGCCCGUACGGAACCGAUUGAAAUGGAGUGUGUAACGCAGCACCUGACAUUCGCUGGGAGCCCUAUGAUUUUGGGCAAUAGCAUCAGCGACAUCAGUGAUAGCACGGGUAAUCUCAACAGCAGUGAUAGUACAGGCAACAGCGACAGCAAUGAUAGCACGGGCAACAGCGACAGAGCCAGCAACCGCAGCACCAGCAGCAACAGAAGCAACAACAAUAGACUUGAUACUCAGGAAACGAGACUGGAGAGCGCAAUGUUAUACCAAAUAUCUUCGAUGAAUCGAUUUUAUACUCGAACCAUCGUUCUGGUCUUCAUCCCACCUCUCGUGGCCGCUUAUUUCGUGGUCAUAUGGCUAGUGCUUCUGCGAAAAGGCGCCGAUCCCGCGGUCAAAUUUGCCUCUAUUUCUGAACUAUGGGUGUUUUACUCAUGGUUUGUUAUUUGUACAUUCGGUAUUGGAUGGUCCAAAUAUGGACUCGCUGGCGUCGAGGUGGCGAUGCUUCAAAGUCGCCUCGUGGACAAGAAGACCCUUUACAUGCACAGUGGCAACAGCUGGAGCGGACCAGAUGGCUGGAUAAGUUGCUUAGGUCGCUUGCUCCGGGGCAAGGAAAGUCAAGUUCAUCGCCUGUGGUACUUCCUAUCAGCUCUCAGCCUGCUCCCGUUUGUCGCCCUCCCUAUAUCUGGUCUUUGCAUGGAGUUGUCUGAUGGAUACAUCUUCUCGUCCUCUGCGCCCUGGGUGAUUGGCCGCCAGUGGGAUAACUUCAACAACCGACAGCUAGAUCAGAUCAGCUCCCGGGCUCGAAGUCGAUGGGAGACGGGAGCUUCGGCCGUCCUCCCCGGAAUCGGCAUUCUUCAUACACCACCUCAUACACGCCGUGAGAAGUUCAAUGGCCUACGCAAUCUCCCCAACAUAUUCCCCCUCGACGAAUUGCCAUCGGAAUUCUUCAUAAGUCCGCAGGCAAGAACACCAUUCGACGGUUCCGCUUGGGGUCUGCGCAUAGAGUACAACUGCUCGAUAGUGCGCGACGCUUCGGAAUUCACGAUUAUCUCGGACCGAUCCAACAUCAUCAAGCAACCCACAUCAAAUAAUAUCACGGAAAGGGAUGUGAUUGUAAAUGCCGGCUCUCAGGGUAAUGUUUAUGUCUCCAAUAGCCGCAGCGGAGACUCUACGCGAUCCCAUAAUCUUUUUGCUUAUAUCGAGAUGGGCGUCAGCAACUCAUCUAACCAGCCUCCAGCAUACGACGGAGCAGAGCUCGAAACUGUCAAUAUCUUAGAGUUAGCUCUAUGGCAAAUGAGAACACAAAGCGGCUAUGAAGAAGAGACGCAGGGCUUCCCGUUCGACGAAGGCAUCGACGUACCACUGAAAGGCAUGGGACAGCCCUUCAUCCAGCUUCCCAACGGAACAUUCACGAACAACGAAACUUUCUUCGAAGCCUACAAUACAAGUGAUGCGCUCGAUGACUUUGCGUCUCCCGACAAGAAGAUCCUAUACCUAGCCCCGCCUAUCGGGUUAAGAUGCAAUCGCCUCUCAACCCUCGGAUUUGCAGAGCUCGCAGUGAAAGCCAGUACAUAUCAUAACUUUACGAGAACACAACCGCCCGACUUUGAUAUAGGAAGAGAGGAAGGUCGAACGCCAAUCUUUGGCUAUACUACUCGUGACAUACUCCGCUAUCAAUAUUUGAUGUACUUCGAUUCAAUUAAUCUACCUCCCCCUAGAACAGUUUCCAACUCGGUCUACUAUACCAGGUUCCUCCAAGCAGUUUCGAGAAUUCUUAUCCCAACACGUACUUGACAUCCUCGAAACCAGGAAAGGUCCUUACGCCCGGGGUAAUCCCUGCUGUGUUUCCUGCCAUCUUUUUUCUGAUCUGGGCUAUCGCUUGUAUCGUCCUUGGGGCGAGAUAUGGGUUCGUUCGGCGCUGCUCCGAUACAUUGGAUAUACAAUAUCUGCUUGAACUCGACAAGUCAGACAAGGAUGCACCGGAUACCAAAGCACCUGAAAGCCGCUAAGACGAAGAAAGGUGAUCCGAAAUCAAAUGGCAAGGUGACUUAGAAUGGACAGGGGAAGGAGUUUUGACAGAUGAAAACAUUAAUAGGUUUUUGACAUCGCUUAGAAGACUUUGGGAUUUAAAAAUGUUGUUUAGAUUUGGGUUCCAUGGUAUUAUAUCUAUUGUAGAAUAGCUUCAUACUGACUGAGUUCAAUAAUUUUAGCCACCGAAUAGAAUCUUCCAAGUUCCUACUAAGACAGUCACAUAGCUUCGAAAAUAAUCU
Molecule: messenger RNA, 2622 nt
Organism: Aspergillus sclerotioniger CBS 115572
Lineage: Eukaryota; Fungi; Ascomycota; Eurotiomycetes; Eurotiales; Aspergillaceae
Exons: 3
Coding region: 356-2146 (596 amino acids)
Source: RefSeq, a predicted model, not a curated record